CACAAGAGUCACUUUCUAGAUAGCAAUCAGGAACAGCCCUUCUACACAUACAAUCAAUCAUGACCAGGUCUAUCCGCGAAGCAGCAGAUCUUCCAAAGCACAGUGACGGCAAGGGUCACAUCUUGGACCCUCAUGUGACCCAGAAGAAGCAGGGAUCCGGCUCUGGCAAUUGGGGACGACCUGAAGAUGACAUUACAGACCUGCAAGAGUUUUCCAUGCUCAAGACACGACGUCGCUCCAACUCGCAGUCUCAGAAUUCUGAGCGAGAAAAGAUGGCCACCAAGUUUGAGAAGGAGGACUUUGAGGAUGAGGUCUUUCACUAGACGGCACAACAAGCAGCAUUUCAUGUCCAUCGCGCUGAGCUGCUAUGAUUAUCACGA
Molecule: messenger RNA, 380 nt
Organism: Protomyces lactucae-debilis
Lineage: Eukaryota; Fungi; Ascomycota; Taphrinomycetes; Taphrinales; Protomycetaceae
Exons: 3
Coding region: 60-323 (87 amino acids)
Source: RefSeq, a predicted model, not a curated record